Orussus abietinus is the source of this 5908-nucleotide messenger RNA. It is a transcript of the gene Mmp1, whose product is annotated as matrix metalloproteinase-14. The record is from RefSeq and is a predicted model, not a curated record. The coding region runs from base 386 to 2188 and encodes 600 amino acids. The transcript is spliced from 10 exons. Gene Ontology annotation, biological process: extracellular matrix organization; collagen catabolic process; proteolysis. NCBI's taxonomy places the organism in Eukaryota, Metazoa, Arthropoda, Insecta, Hymenoptera, Orussidae. Gene Ontology annotation, cellular component: extracellular matrix. Gene Ontology annotation, molecular function: metalloendopeptidase activity; zinc ion binding.
CGCGUUCCGGGUCGGUCGAUUCCCCGCAGUCGCGCGCGGCUCCCUUCCUGUCCGAGAGCGCCCCAGGAGGACCCUCGACCCUCGACCAUCGAUCGGGAGACUCGCCGGGUCGCGAAGAUCGAUGCGCGAGCUCGCUAGAUUCUCCUUUGGAGCGGGACGCGAGUCAUAGCGAGGAAUCGACCCGAUCCGCACGCUAGGGUCGCGAAGAUCGAGGGAGGAUCCGGAAUUCCGGAAUUCCGUGCGCGAGUGAGUCCAGUCCCGUGGUCGAUGCCUUGAACGGCUCGAGGUCUCGGAAGGGAAUCUCCGAGUGGAAUCGAUCGGCUUUCUCGGAUCUCCCGUCUUCCGUUUCCACGCGUCCGACCCGGGGAAGAGGGUGGACGGGAAAAUGACGAGGACGAGACGAGAGUUCCUCCGGGUGCUCUUCCUCUUCCCGGUGUGCUCGAUGACGCUUUCCGGGAACUCGGAAGCCGCGCCUUCGGUCGUCAGCGACACGGGAGCCAUGAGAUACUUGUCGCAAUUCGGGUACUUGCCACCGGCGAAUCCUACGAGCGGCGGCAUCAUCUCCGAGGAGACGAUGGUCAGGGCGAUCACAGAAUUCCAAUCGUUUGCUGGCCUCAACGUAACCGGAAUAUUGGACGAUGACACCGCUCACCUGAUGUCCUUGCCGAGGUGCGGUGUUAAGGAUAGAGUAGGACCAAGCUCCGAUGGGAGGUCGAAAAGAUACGCCCUUCAAGGUUCAAGGUGGAGGGUGAAAAAACUGACGUACAAGAUCAGUAAGUACCCAAGGAUUUUAGAGAGAAACGCCGUCGACAAAGAAAUCGCAAAAGCCUUUUCCGUGUGGUCGGAGUACACCGAUUUGACGUUCACGCCGAAGAAGUCUGGUCAGGUCCACAUCGAGAUCAGGUUCGAGAAGGGUGAGCACGGCGACGGCGAUCCCUUCGACGGCCCCGGAGGCACCCUGGCCCAUGCCUACUUUCCCGUCUACGGCGGAGACGCCCACUUCGACGACUCCGAGCAGUGGACCGUCAACAGCUACCGGGGCACCAACCUCUUCCAGGUAGCCGCACACGAGUUUGGACAUUCUCUGGGGCUCAGCCACAGCGACAUCAAGUCGGCCCUGAUGGCGCCCUUCUACCGUGGGUACGAUCCUACCUUCACGUUGGACACGGACGACAUACAGGGCAUCCAGGCUCUUUAUGGUUCGAAAACGGACGACGAAGGAACCGGCACUUCUCACCGGACCACGGUUUCGCCUUCGGGCAGCGAGGAGGACCCCCGGUUGUGCAUGAACCCUAAGGUCGAUACCAUGUUCAAUUCCGCGGAAGGACACACGUACGCUUUCCAAGGAGAUCAUUAUUGGAAAUUAACAGCAGAUGGCGUUGCCAGUGGUUAUCCGAGACUCAUCAGCAACUCAUGGAAGGGUUUGCCGGGAAACAUAGAUGCUGCCUUUACAUACAAAAACGGCAAAACAUACUUUUUCAAGGGAUCGAAAUACUGGAGGUACGUGGGCAAGAGGAUGGAUGGGAGCUAUCCUAAGGACAUCAGCGAAGGGUUCACAGGAAUUCCUGACAAUAUCGACGCCGCUACAGUCUGGACAGGGAACGGCAAGAUCUACUUCUAUAAGGGGACCAAAUUCUGGAGGUUCGACCCCGCUCAAAGGCCCCCGGUUAAGAGCACUUAUCCAAAACUGAUCUCAAAUUGGGAAGGACUGCCUGACAAUUUGGACGCUGCUUUGACCUACAAUGGGUACACUUACUUCUUCAAAGGGAGCGCCUAUUACCGAUUCAACGAUAGGGCCUUUUCUGUCGACGUCGCAGAUCCGGCAUUCCCACGGUCGAUCGCAUACUGGUGGUUCGGUUGCAGGUCGGCAAACAAAGGAACUGUAGGUAAUGUUCAAUGGAUGGUUGAGAAUUCUGGAGAAUCUACUUCGUAUGCUAGCAAUCUGGAGGCGGUCGAUGGUGAUGACGUUGGCGCUGAAGGCGAUAACGUUGGCGAUGUCGGUGACAUUAUAUUAGACGCAGAAGAUCCUGACGAGGAGCUGGCCACGUCGAUGAAUCAAGACGAUUCGUCGAACAUGGACGAGAAGGAAAACUCCGGAGUCGAAGACUCGCUCGGCUCGAGAAGACCGACGUGGCGAAUUUUAACUACUGCCGUGGCACUCCUCGCGAGAUUCGCCAUACUUUUGUAAGGAGUUGAGCAAACAGUGGAAAUAAAAAGUAUUGCCAACCGUUCGGCUGAAUCGAGGAUGCAAGGUGUAAGGAUGCGUCGCCGACCACGUUAGGACAUCGCCCACAGGCUGGUGGUCUGCUUUCGGACGACCGCGACUCCGGCCAGUGCGACGAUCCAGCGAUGGGAUCUUCUUCCAAACGAGGUGGAUUCCUCCUAGGAAGAUACAGAAAACGGGACAUUCGCGGAUCAGAAUUGCCAGUCGUGCUUCCGAUUCCUUCGAUAUUCGAGAGAGUCGUCUUCGUGCACGAAUAAUCGACCAUGUGGAGGUGUUCGAGAAACAUGUAAUUAGAAUGAGUUCGAUAAAUGGCAGGGAAGAUUCGUUGAUUUCACGUUGCCCUGAAAUCGCAGCAGUAAUAUAUGCAAUAAGAAGUACUCGCGAGGACGAGCCUCGCGUGACCUGGAGUUAAUAUAUCCCGAAGAACUUUUCGUAGUGGUAAAAGGAACCUGACGUACCUACUAUAACUGUAAUUUGAUAUCCAAAUAUUGGGGAUUUUCUCAAAGCAAUAGGGCGUUCCGUUGAAAAAGGUAUAUACAUUGGCAUGGUUUCUUUGCGGUUCUCAUGAAUUCGCGGUGCUCCGCAUACGCAUAAUUAUACCGCUCCAUGCGUGUAAUGUAAGACAUAUUUCGGAUCAUUCGUUUACACUGCCUCCUACUUGUCGAAGCACGAGUUUCAUCGCAAAGACGUUCCGCUUCUACAGCGGCUGUCAUUUUGGACCUCGAAAGUGCAAGUGUACAAGUGCCCGUACUUUAAUGGAUAUAAGAAUAUAGGCUCACGUUGAGCCCGUAUCGAUGCCCCCAGUCUUUAGAAGAGAUAUUGCGACAUGACAAACGUAGAUGCGAUAGUAAGGCAAACAUGAUCUCUUGAUCAGUAAUGAAGCAAGAAUAGAUUCAAAUCGCGCAGCGCUUUGAGCUAUGUAGUGACUGAAGCUGUAAUAAUGUCAGGGUUUCAUCGAAUAAUCGACAUCUCGCGCCAAGUGCCUUGGAGAGUAUUUUUAUAAUUUAUAGAUUAAAUUUUAUAAGUCGUAUGAAAUAUGUAGUGUAGAUUGUAGCACGAGGUAUAGCUUUUACUCUUCCUCCAACUCUAAUGUAAAUAAUCAACUUUCAUACCUAAGUUCUAACGUUACUGUGGUGGAUCGACAUUCUUCCAAGUAGUGGCAUCUACAUUGGAUUAACCGUUCACACGCUUUGUUUUCUUAAAAAUAUCGUAUUUAAAUGCGGUAUUUAUGGCACGAAUCUAAAACCUGGAGAUACAACGAGCAAAAACUUGUAUGUAACGGUGAAAAAUUCGGACGAACGGAUACAAGAUAGUCCCGGUACUUUACGCCGGUGAAGUAGACGGUCGGUUUUUGAAUUGGAUAGAACGGUUUCCCGUUGUAGCUGUCGUUCAAAUAAUUUGUUCUGUUUUUUUUUACAUUUAAAAAAGAAACCUACAUCACGAUUCUCGUAUCGCAAUCAUUGAAGUCCCGUAUAUAUUCGUAAAUGUACAUUUUCUAUUGUUGAAUAUUAACAGAAUACUAUUAAUUUAUAUACGUUCUUAUCUUUACACUGACAUUAUUCAUUUAAUUCAUAUCAAUGAAUAUGAUAUUGAGCUCAAGUAUUACCCUACUUUUAUAUAAUUCUUUUCCUUCAUGCAAUAAUUUAAUUUCAUCGGUUUCUCCUAUAUAAGAGAGUCAAAAGCGUGACUGAUAUUUCAUGCGUUUUAUUCCAUUUUGAAAGUUGACGCGUAUAUCAUCUAUAUAUUUUAAUAUUCGUAAUGCUUACUCUGUACGAACACUCACGCAUCAUACGUAGGCCUUUUAUAUACAAGUUAGUACAAGGUGAUGCAUAAAAUGAGCAGUAUCAUAACCGAUAUUCCUUAAUUGCCGUAAAAUUCUCUUAACGUGGUAUUAUUAACGGGGCUCUUAACUGCCACGUUAUGUUCAUUCCUCACUCCGACAAAAAAUGUAUAAGUAUUUUCAUUGACCAAAUCUUGGCCAGUGAUCGGUUUAUAGCUGAACAGUUUUUUUUGUUCAAUUCAUCGUUUUCUAGAUAGGAACAAUGUAAAAUUCCCAAUUGAUGUUGCUCAAACGAAGAUCUCAGCGACUCGAAUCGGUAUGAUCGAAAUUAUGAAUCAUUUUCGAUAUCUUGAAAUCGAGGUAAAGGCAACGUAUUAUUUCUCUCAUCCUUCUUCUAUUUCUGAACUGUCGCUCAUUAAAAUUUGAAUCGAAAUUACGAACAUUAAGAGCACCAUUAGGUGUAAAAAAAAAAGUUUAGCCAAAUAUUUAAAUACCAUGAUGGUUAUUAAUAUUUUCGGUCACAAAACGUUAUUAUUUGAGAUGCAUGUUAAACCAUAAAAAAUGAUUGGUUGACGUUAUUUAGAACUGUCCAUUUAUAGCAUACAAUUUACACACUACUUCUGUUCUCGUGACUGACUGCUGCACUCGUUUUACCCUAUCGAGAAAAUGAGCAGAAUGAAUGAAAAAGAAAAAAAAAAGCCUAUUUAUAAUAAACUGGUUUGCAUUUCCAGAGUUACCGGUUAUUCCGCACAAAUGUGAUUCCGAUUCACAGUUGUCCAUUUAAGGAGAAACAGUGUAAACGUUACAAUUACAUACCCCCAUAAAUGAAUCUUUUCUGUUUAUUCUGUCAAUUGUUAAUAUUUUGUAAAGACGACGAGAGCUUGUUACAGUAUCGUGAAAUGAAAUAAUUGAAUUUGUUUAUGUAGACUGUAUAAGUGAAUAAAUUACACAAAGGCUCAAAGAUAUGCAAAUAGUAAGUUACGUCAUCUACAUCCUGUUGUUUUAGCAAGUUAGAGGUAGUUAUUAUACUUUCAAGAGUAGAAAAGAACUUUAGGUUAAUAUAAUGCGUCACUCUAAAUUGAUACAAUUACAUCGUCGAGUUAAUUUUUUUACUCGCAUGUUAGUUUUUAUGAAUACGAUAAAGUUAAGUGGAAUAUCGUAGUUACACUUGUACUUAAGGUAUUAUGAAAAGGUCAUUCUAUAUAUAUCAGAACGUCAAAAUAUUUAAAAACUUUUCUCCAAACUGGGUGCACCGAAUUAGUUGGAACUUCAACACGCAAUUAUGUAUGCCCUAAAGAAAGAACGUGAUUCUCAUGAAAUUUUACUUUUCAAAGAAAAUGUGUUCUUGGUUCUAAUCUGGGAUGAAUAAUAUUUAGUUUAAUGAAAUUUCAUGAUCACGUUCUUCCUUAAGGCUUUCAUAAUCACAUGUAGAAGUUUCAAAUGAUUCAAUGUACCCAGUUUGACGAAAAGUUUUAUAAUUAUUUCGUUGUUUCGAUAUACAUGAGGACCCUUUCAUAACGCCUGAAUACUUAAAAAGUAUUUUAUGUGCGUCAAUGCGAUUCAGUCUGUAAGACAUAUAAUUCGAAUAAUAUUUACGUGAAUGAGCAAGUUAUAUUUCCAAGGAUAUAUGGAUCUGUAGGUCACGUGCAUUACGUUUUACUGGAAAUAAAACCGUUAGAUGUAAGCGAGAUGGUAUAAUGUUGCUUCAGUAUUAUAUUAAGAACCUAAACUUCUUUCAUAAAAUAUGGGACUGUUUUUUUCACGUCGAUUUCAGAGUCUCAUAAUUCAUAUUAAAACUUGCCAUGCCAUGGCGUCAAUCAUUGACCCAUAACAAACUGUAACUGUAAUAUACUAUUCUCAUCUUGAUACUAUGUACAAAUCAAUAAAACUACAAGACGUUUAAA